Molecule: messenger RNA, 2058 nt
Organism: Lepisosteus oculatus (spotted gar)
Lineage: Eukaryota; Metazoa; Chordata; Actinopteri; Semionotiformes; Lepisosteidae
Gene: slc16a5a
Product: solute carrier family 16 member 5a
Biological process (GO): transmembrane transport; monocarboxylic acid transport
Cellular component (GO): plasma membrane
Molecular function (GO): monocarboxylic acid transmembrane transporter activity
Source: RefSeq, a predicted model, not a curated record
UGGGAGCAUGUUUCAGAGAGACUUCCAUCCUUCAUACCGCGAUGAAGGCAGGCAGCGCUUUAGGUGAAAACUGACAACAGCUGCAGGGUUUCAGAAUGGCCGGAGACCCGCUUCCUCUGAUCUGCCUGUCCUUCAUUGGUGCUGAGUCACCGGAGGAUGACGCAAUGCCAACCCCGUAUUAGUGGCACAAGAGCGAAAAAAGAUUGUCAUAAAGAAGGCUGAAAAGGCAGAGGGGAUUCGGUUCUGUCAAGCCAUGUGUAAAGGUACUGCUGACAGACAAUCUACAGAUGCUUCCAUUUGAGACAAACCAGGGGACUGACGGAAAGUGGAGCACUGGACAGACAGGACCCGGAAAUGACCGAAGAGCACUUAGCCCCUGCAGGGGCUGGCUCACCUGAUGAGGGUCAGAAUGGAGCUAUCCGCAGUCGGACACCCACCCCGCAUGCCCUGCAGCCGGACAGGACUUCUAAAGCUAAUGAGUGCAGUUCUGAGUCAGAGUGUCAGAUCUUCACAGCAAGAGAACAGAGUGACCCUGUUGUGGAGAGACAGCCAGCUGCUCCAGAUGGGGGUUGGGGCUGGGUGGUGCUCGUUGCCACAAUUCUGGUUCUGGCAUUGACCCUCGCUUUCCCUUCCUGCAUUGGGAUCUUUUACACUGACCUGCAGACUGAGUUUGAGGCCACCAACAGCGAGACCUCAUGGGUGCCUUCCAUAAUGACAGCCGUGCUGCAUGCAGGAGGUCCACUCUGUAGUGUUCUGGUUGAGCACUAUGGAUGUCGUGUGACGGUUAUGAUUGGUGGGAUUCUGAGUGGCUUUGGCAUGGCGGCCAGCUGCUUCACACAGUCCAUUGGCCAGCUCUACAUCACAGCUGGGAUCAUCACAGGUAUGGGCUUCUGUCUCAGCUUUCAGCCAGCUGUCACUAUCCUGGGCCACUACUUUGUACGGCGGAGAGCUUUUGCCAACGCCAUGUCCUCCACUGGCACUGCCAUUGGCCUGUCUGUAUGGCCUCUGUUUGUACAGGUCCUGCUGAGCCAUAUGGGCUGGCGGGGUAGCUUCCUCAUUCUGGGAGGAGUCUUGCUGAACUGCUGUGUGUGUGGGGCUGUGAUGAGGCCGGUCAGCCCCAGACAGGAGCAGAAGGGCAGAAGACUGGACCAAUCGCCAAGGGACAUGCCUGGGCAAAAGGACACGAGUGAAAAAAAAAUGGAUCUAAACCAGAUUUUAAACAGGAAAUUCAAGGUCUUCCUAUCUGCUUUGCAGAAACACAUGGCCUUUGACCUCUUCUGUGCCAACAAGCGCUACCAAACAUACACCAUCGGCAUCACCUGGAUGAUGCUGGGCUUCAUUGUUCCUCUCAUCUAUGUGGUUCCUUAUGCCACCAGCGAGGGAAUGGAGCAGAGCAAGGCUGCCCUCCUGCUGGCGAUCCUGGGCUUCAUCAACAUUUUCAUGCGCCCUCUGGCUGGCCUCAUCUUUGGCCUGAGCUACUUCUCUGGAAAACACAUCUACAUAUUCACUGCAGCAGUAGUGGUCAACGGCCUGAGCAACUGCAUCUGCUGCAUUUCAGCUGACUUCUUAGUGCUGGUGGCCUACUGCGUAGUGUAUGGCCUGUCCAUGAGCAUCAUCGGAUCCAUUCUUUUCACUGUGCUGAUGGAUAUAGUGGAGAUGAGGCGCUUCCCCAGUGCCCUAGGACUUCUCACCAUCAUGGAAAGUGUGACCCUCCUCAUUGGGCCACCCCUGGCAGGCUACCUGGUGGACAGGACCCAGAAGUACACCUAUGUGUUCUACGCAUCCAGUGCUGCAGUGGUGUCAGCUGGACUGUUCCUCUGGGUCUCUGCUUGGCUGCUGGAUCGGGAGGAAGGGAGGGCGAAAGACCAUGAGAAAUGCUCUGACCCACUUUCUUCAGAUUGUAGAUACACUGGUAUGGAGCGACGCACGUCCUGCAAGCAGAACAGCACAGAGAUGGUAUACAUCACCAGUGUUUGAGAGGUCUCUCCGUUUGCUAUUUAGAAGGAUCCCCUUGUUGUAGGUACAUGACCUGGGAUAAAAGUGCCUCUUGAGAACAUU